This is a messenger RNA of Miscanthus lutarioriparius, 714 nucleotides long. Lineage: Eukaryota; Viridiplantae; Streptophyta; Magnoliopsida; Poales; Poaceae. The record is from the annotation of a GenBank genome assembly.
AUGAGAGUGCGUUAUGUGGAUAUGAAGCAUGAGUUUGCGUUUGUUGAGUUCAGUGAUCCCCGGGAUGCUGAUGAUGCAAGGUAUCACCUUGAUGAUAGGGAGUUCAAUGGUAGCCGAUUGAUUGUUGAGUUUGCAAAAGGGGUUCCACGUGGCCCAGGAGGAUCCCGUGAAUAUAUGGGCAGUAGACCGCCUCCUGGUUCUGGCCGCUGCUUUAACUGUGGUAUGGAUGGGCACUGGGCUCGUGACUGCAAAGCUGGUGACUGGAAAAACAGAUGCUACCGCUGUGGAGAUAGGGGCCAUAUAGAAAGAGACUGUCAAAACAGCCCUAAGAAUCUGAGGCGUGGAAGAAGUUACUCAAGAUCCCCAUCCCCUUGUCGCGAAAGGAGCCUUGAUAGGAGUUACAGCAGGAGCCGCAGUAGGAGCUAUAGUCGUUCACGAUCUCCAAGGCGGAACAGACGUGAUGAAAGGAGCCCUCGCGACAGCCGCAGCCCUAGGAGGAGCCCUUCCAAGGGAAGAGACCGCAGCCCCAGCCCUAAUGGUAGCAGGAGCCCUGCACCAAGGGAACGCAAUGGCUCGGAUUAUAGCAUGAGCCCAAGGAGACCUGACAGCCGUAGUCCCUCAGACCGCGUGCGCCGUGAGAUCAGUCCAGCAGCCAAUGGUCGUAGCCCUAGCCCAGGGGUCAAUGAUAACGGCAAUCACCGCACAUCCCCCUGA